AUGGUCGUCUACGCGGGCCACGACACGCGGACGCUGAAGAACUCCCGCUCCGCCCGCUUCAAGCCUUCAGCGCUGGAUGUGCGGCUCAAUGGUGUGGUUGCCAUGAUUUUCGCCGUCCAGAUGUCUAUCUGCUUUUUCAUUUCGCUCUCCAGCUUUAUGUGGCAAAGUCUCCACGGGCACAAGGUGUGGUACCUGGAAGGGCUGCCUCAGUAUUUGAACCCGCUGAGGCAAGUGGGCAUCUGGUUCCUGAUGUUGAACAGCAUGGUGCCUAUCUCGUUAAUGAUCACCGUGACGGUGGUGAAGUUUGCGCAGGGGAAGAUCAUGUCCCAGGAUGCGGGAUGCGGUAGCAACGGCAAGAACGCCGAAGUCCACACCAGCCAGGUGAUUGAUAGCCUGGGGCAGGUGACGCAUGUCUUCUCGGACAAGACGGGCACUCUCACACAGAAUGUGAUGGAGUACCGGGCCUGUUCCGUCGGGGGCCGGAUCUACGGCCCCUUGGUUGGGCCGAAAGGAUGCCCUUGCCCCAUUCCGAUAGGCAGAUCGAAGAUGAAAACCCGCAACCCCGCAAGCUUCUAG
Molecule: messenger RNA, 576 nt
Organism: Symbiodinium natans
Lineage: Eukaryota; Dinophyceae; Suessiales; Symbiodiniaceae
Source: the annotation of a GenBank genome assembly